AUGUACCGGUUAUUGGCUAGUCGUUUUUCAAGAAAUUUCAACGUGAUUAAACGUGCCAAAUCUAACGUUCCAGCUCGCAAGGAAGUAACCGAGAAAAAUGCUGUAUUCGAUAAGGUUACUCAUACGGGACAGGCAUGGGAUCAGACUGACUACAGACUCCAGCGUUUUGAGAUAGCACCAAAACAGGUCAAUCCUAAUAUUGCCCAAAAAUUGAUUGCCGAAGUGCCUCCGAUUGCAUCCAACGAACAUGUGGUGUUUUGCGACGGAGGCCAUCCUGCACUUGGACAUCCUCGUGUUUACAUCAAUCUCGAUAAACCCGGUACUCAUGCUUGUGGAUAUUGCGGUCAGAAAUUCUACAAUCCACACACGACAAGCGAAGAGGAUAAAACUAAAUCUUAUAUCGAUUGCUGA
Molecule: messenger RNA, 411 nt
Organism: Anisakis simplex (herring worm)
Lineage: Eukaryota; Metazoa; Nematoda; Chromadorea; Rhabditida; Anisakidae
Source: the annotation of a GenBank genome assembly